Molecule: messenger RNA, 1407 nt
Organism: Elephantulus edwardii (Cape elephant shrew)
Lineage: Eukaryota; Metazoa; Chordata; Mammalia; Macroscelidea; Macroscelididae
Exons: 7
Coding region: 1-1407 (468 amino acids)
Molecular function (GO): protein binding
Source: RefSeq, a predicted model, not a curated record
AUGGGGAAAGCUGGCGGCAGAUACUUAGAAGGCCCUGUUGCAGAAGCUCUGGGGAUGCUGUACUGGGAUGUUCCAGCUAGCAAUAAAACCAGCAACCUUGGAAACCUGUACAGCCCCCUCGGAAGCCACUGUAGCAUAGUGGUAACUAGAGACAGUGAUGACAUGAACAUCACACCUGACCUGAAGCAUGGAAGGAAGGCAGCGGUCAGCCUAGCGCAUCUUCUCCGAGCGCCCCAGCGGGGAGUGGAGGUGGGUCGUGGCGGAGGGGCACACGCACUCCGCGUGCACACUCGCCGCCAGCGCCGGGGCGCGCUCACACUCACGCACACACACGCGCGCGCCUGCUCACCAGCACCUCCCGAGGUUCGGAGCCCGCGUGGGACGGCGACUGCGGCAGCUGGCCCCACACCGGCCGUGUGGUCUUCGCAUCCGUGUGUCCGCUGCAGCCCUGGCCGCGCGCGGUGGCUCAGGCUGGAAGGCGCGCAGCCGGUGACCCGGGCACCGGCUCGGAGGCGCCCGCUCGCCAGGCUCGGCCGCGCCUCCCCUCUCCGCACGCCAAGGGAGCUGGCGUAUUCCACCGGCUCGGCUCACCGCGCUGUUCGCCCGCCUUCCUCCUUUCCUCUCCUUCCUCCCCCCUCUAGGCGGGGGCUGCCAGCGCCCGCCCUCGCCAACCACGCGCGGGCCGUGGACCCCGAGAUUGUAGUAGCAGCCGCCGCCUCCGGAACAGAAAUUGUCACUGCGAUGGUCCCGGCCUCCCCUGCCUCGGCCCCAGGGUGCCGCCUCCGCCUCUGCCUCCGCCCCCUCCUCCCUCCGCGGGGGCGGCCUCCCGCAUUCUGCAGAAAAAGCUCGCAGCCCAUCUGCCAGGCAGCCUAUCAGAACGACCUCAGUCAGGUGUGGCGCUGGGUGAGGGAAGACCCCAAGUACAUCAACGUUCAAGAUGGCUUUAAUGGAGACACUCCCCUCAUCUGUGCUUGUAGAAGAGGGCACCUGAGAAUUGUAUCCUUCCUUCUAAGAAGAAAUGCUAAUGUGAACCUCAGAAACCAGAAAGAGAGAACAUGCUUGCAUUAUGCCGUGAAAAAAAGAUUUACCUUCUUUGAUUAUCUACUUAUCAUUCUCUUAAUGCCUGUUCUGCUUAUUGGUUAUUUCCUCAUGAUAUCAAAGACAAAGCAGAAUGAAACACUUGUACGGAUGUUGCUUGACGCUGGCAUUGAAGUUAAUGCUACAGACUGCUAUGGCUGCACGGCCCUCCAUUAUGCCUGUGAGAUGAAAAACCAGAGCAUUGUCCCCCUGCUGCUUGAUGCCCAUGCAGACCCCCUGAUAAAGAAUAAGGAUGGUGAGAGUUCACUGGACAUCGCACGGAGAUUAAAAUUUUCCCAGAUUGAAUUAAUGCUAAGGAAAGUCUCAUAG